UGUACCGAUGGUGUAAUUUUCCACAAAUAAUGGAAGACGGUGGCAUGAGACGCGUUUUCUGGAAACCUGUUUACCUUCAGCGAAAGAGUUCUCCCAGGAUAUCGAGUGAUUGAUUGCCGUCGACUGAUGCAUUGGCCAAUGAGAGCGGGCUUGAGGCGUGUUCACACGAGUAGACCCGCCUACAAUGAAGAAACCCAGCAUGAACAGGCAGAAGAAGAGCAGGACUGUGCAAGUAUGAAGAGCGUGAGGGGACAUUCCUGAAAAUAAUCUGCCGAAAACACAUGUGAACAGAUCUGGAUCAGAAUGGCAACGUUUAACAACACCGGAGUAACUAACGAUAGUCACAUCUACCGUUGCAUUUUAAAAGAGCAGUUCAAGUACAUUCUCCUCCCGGUGAGCUACACUCUGGUGUUUGUGUUCGGCCUGGCGUUGAACAUCACGGCCAUGUAUUUCAUCCUGUUCCGAACCAAACACUGGAAGCCCAGCACCAUCUACAUGCUCAACCUCAACAUCUGCGACACGCUUUACGUCCUCACCCUGCCGUUCCUCAUCUACUAUUACGCCGAUAAGAACGACUGGCCGUUCGGGGAGCUGAUGUGUAAGCUGAUUCGCUUUCUCUUCUACACAAACCUCUACGGGAGCAUCCUCUUCCUCAGCUGCAUCAGUCUGCACCGCUUUUUAGGCAUCUGCCACCCGAUGCGUUCUCUGUACUGGAUGAACGGCCGCCGCGCUCGUUUGGUUUCCGUAGGAGUAUGGAUGAUCAUUCUCAUCUUACAAGCACCGAUUCUUUAUUUCUGCAGGGUUAGACUUAACAAUAAUGACCUGGUCUGUCACGACACCACUAUCCAGGAGCUCUACAAUGACUUUCUGGUGUACAGCUCGGUGGUGAUGUUCCUGCUCUUUGUCGUACCGUUCGGGGUGGUGCUCGUUUGCAAUGGACUUAUGGUGAAGAAACUUCUCGACCCCGGCGUUCUCAGAGAGCCAAUGUCGCAGCGCUCCAAACAGAAGUCGGUGAAGAUGAUCAUCAUCGUGCUUCUGGCUUUCAUGUUGUGCUUCUUGCCUUUCCACGUGAACCGCAGUAUAUACUACACCUUCCGUUACCUGGACACACACGACUGCGAUGUGCUGCGCCUCUCCAACAACAUCUACAAGGUCACGCGACCUCUGGUCGGCCUCAACAGCUGCAUCGACCCCAUCCUCUACUUCAUGGCAGGACAGAGCUUCAGAAACAGCAUCAAGAAGAAAUUAAGCAUAAAGUCUGACAAAUCCCUCUCAACAUUACAGUAAAAAUUUGGGUUAUAUUACGUGUCCUGACAGGGAAAUAUCUGGUUUUGUUUUUAUUCUUGCUGAAACGAAUGUAACCUGGACAAAAAAGUAGCUAACCCACUAGUUUGACCAAUAGCGCGCAGAUAUAAUGCAUAACCGACCAAUCAUGGCAUCCGAGAAGGUGGGAUCUAAGCAUUGAAAAUGCAGGUAGACCUACAUAUAAUGUAUGAAGCCAAAACCCAAACAUUUCAGGAAGAUUAGAAAUCCCAGGGAAAAUAGGGCUUUUCACACUGCACUUAACUUUUUGCACUAAUUUAGAAGCGAGAUUAGUACCGUUUUUGCCUGGUGAGCUCUACAUCCAGUCUCUUGCCUCAUCUGUGAGAACAGACCGCCAUUUCGAGUUAGUUCUGGUAUGAAAUAUUCUCGUUUUGAGGUUGUGACUGACUCAUCGUCUCAGUUCAAGCAUGAAAUGACUGUCUUUUCAUAUUUAAUGCAAAAAAUAAACUUGAAUGAACAUCACAACGAAUUUGAUCUCAACCACAUCAAUAUACCAAAAUGUUUUAAGAAUCCACCGACGCUGAAAAAAUUGGUCAUGAUUGGUCAGAUCGCCUGUCAAUCAAACUCUUUGGGAACAAUGGGCUGGUUUUGUUUGGCAGGUCUGGCAACCCUGUUUUCUCUGAAUUAUACUCUAAUUUGCACAUUCUCAAAGUCUAAUGUGAUUGCGGCAUAAUUAAUAUAAGUGUGAAAAGCCGUACUCUUCAUGGUACUGGAAGAAUUUCCCGGUAAUCAUCAGGUUAUUGCCCAUAAUCCGUCGAAAAGCAUUUUAGAUCAGAAUAAUGUGUUAGUAGCCUAUACUGCAAAAUGCUAUAAGCGUAUACUCCUUUUUUAGGUUAAUACAUUUAGCCAUUGCUAAUGCUGAAAAAGCACAUUUUAAAUCCCCUGUUCAAAGAAUUUUGGGGUCAGUAAGUUAUUUUUUGUAACAUUUAACACUUAAGCAAGCAUUUGAUUAAUCAAAAGUGACUGUAAUAACAUUUUGAACACUAAAUGUAGUGUUUGAAAAGGUAUUUUAAACAAAUGCUGUUAUGAACUUUCUAUUAAAGAACCCUGAAAAAAUG
Molecule: messenger RNA, 2381 nt
Organism: Puntigrus tetrazona (Sumatra barb)
Lineage: Eukaryota; Metazoa; Chordata; Actinopteri; Cypriniformes; Cyprinidae
Product: P2Y purinoceptor 2-like
Exons: 2
Coding region: 304-1287 (327 amino acids)
Biological process (GO): G protein-coupled receptor signaling pathway
Cellular component (GO): plasma membrane
Molecular function (GO): A1 adenosine receptor binding; G protein-coupled UTP receptor activity
Source: RefSeq, a predicted model, not a curated record